Messenger RNA from Drosophila hydei, 322 nucleotides. Its product is annotated as kunitz-type serine protease inhibitor 2-like. The transcript has 2 exons. NCBI's taxonomy places the organism in Eukaryota, Metazoa, Arthropoda, Insecta, Diptera, Drosophilidae. Gene Ontology annotation, molecular function: serine-type endopeptidase inhibitor activity. The record is from RefSeq and is a predicted model, not a curated record. Bases 40 to 312 code for a protein of 90 amino acids.
CUAUUAUUUGGCUAAGAGAAAAGGGAACUUAAACUCGAAAUGUCCUGUUUCUGGCUGCUGCUGUUGCUGACGGCUUUGGCUGUCGCCGAUUGGCCCAACAGAGACGAAGGCAGUGACGCUUGCAGCCAGCUGCCCGAGUAUGGCACGUGCCGCUCCCAUAUCCGGAUGUGGUACUUCAACAGGUACAGCAGGCGCUGCCAACCCUUCGACUAUUCCGCCUGUGGCGGCAACUUGAAUCGCUUCUUCUCAAGGAACGAGUGCAUCCAACACUGUUCUUUGACCCGCAGACCGAAUCCUAACUUAUUAGAAUGAGACUGUUAUA